This is a messenger RNA of Scedosporium apiospermum, 1380 nucleotides long. RefSeq lists its product as uncharacterized. The coding region runs from base 1 to 1380 and encodes 459 amino acids. NCBI's taxonomy places the organism in Eukaryota, Fungi, Ascomycota, Sordariomycetes, Microascales, Microascaceae. The transcript is spliced from 2 exons. The record is from RefSeq and is a predicted model, not a curated record.
AUGCAUUACCUUAGCAAGACCUUCGGCCUUCUUAUGUCACGCCGCUCUGCUCCUUGCGCGAGGGAAGUCCAAGGGCUGUGCGCCUCCAAUAACGCUGCCGCCGGUCAACUCUUGCACUUGGAAUGCAUUGACAAAGUAUGGACAUGCGUUCACCGCGCCGUGGAGGCAGAGUCGCAGGGCCUUGUAGUACUGGCAACUAGAGCUGGGUGCUCGGCGAAGAGAGAUGUCGGUUGCUUAGUUACCCGACAGGAAGAAGGGGAGCCCCCCGCCGAAGAGGAAGCUCCCGUUGAAGAAGAAGCCCCGGCUGAGGAGGAAGCCCCCGCGGAGGAGGAGGCUCCAGUUGAAGAGGAAGCUCCUGCCGAGGAAGAAGCCCCGGCCGAAGAAGAGGCUCCCGCUGAAGAAGAAGCCCCGGCUGAGGAGGAAGCGCCAGCCGAAGAAGAAGCUCCUGCCGAGGAAGAGGCCCCCGCGGAGGAGGAAGCGCCAGCCGAAGAGGAAGCUCUUGUUGAGGAGCCCCCAGCGGAAGAGGCUCCUGAGGAAGAAGCGCCAGUAGAAGAGGAGGCUCCAGCUGAAGAAGAGGCCCCCGCUGAGGAAGAAGCUCCUGCCGAGGAGACCCCCGAGGAGCCCCCUGCGGAAGAGGCUCCUGAGGAGGAAGCUCCUAAGGAAGAGGAAGCCCCUGUCGAGGAGGCCCCUGAAGAGCCCCCCGCGGAAGAGGCCCCCGUCGAAGAAGCUCCCGUCGAAGAAGAAGCUCCUGUCGAAGAGGCUCCCGAGGAAGAAGCUCCAGUAGAAGAGGAGGCUCCUGUUGAAGAGGAAGCCCCGGCUGAGGAGGAGGCCCCCGAGGAGGAGGCUCCUGCCGAAGAGGAAGCUCCUGCCGAGGAAGCCCCUGAGGAGGAAGCACCCGUCGAGGAGGCGCCUGAGGAGGAGGCUCCCGCUGAAGAAGAAGCCCCUGCAGAGGAAGAAGCUCCUGCUGAAGAAGAGGCACCUGCUGAGGAGGCCCCGGAGGAGCCUCCAGCGGAAGAGGCUCCUGAGGAAGAGGCUCCUGAGGAAGAGGCUCCUGAGGAAGAAGCUCCCGUCGAAGAAGAGGCCCCCGCAGAGGAGGAAGCCCCAGCCGAAGAGGAAGCUCCCGCUGAAGAGGAAGCCCCGGCUGAGGAAGCCCCUGAGGAGGAAGCACCUGUCGAGGAGGCGCCCGAGGAAGAGGCUCCCGUAGAAGAGGAGAUUCCCGCCGAGGAAGAGGCACCUGAGGAGGAGGCACCUGAGGAGGAGGCACCUGAGGAGGAGGCACCUGAGGAGGAGGCACCUGAGGAAGAAGGCCCUGAGGAAGAGGAAGCACCAGUCGAAGAAGAGCCCGAAGAGCCUGAGGAGCCUGUCGAGGAGGAGGAUUAA